Messenger RNA from Glycine soja, 2845 nucleotides. RefSeq names its product telomere repeat-binding protein 5-like. Bases 437 to 2509 code for a protein of 690 amino acids. The transcript has 11 exons. NCBI's taxonomy places the organism in Eukaryota, Viridiplantae, Streptophyta, Magnoliopsida, Fabales, Fabaceae. The record is from RefSeq and is a predicted model, not a curated record.
AAAGGAUGGGUUAUGGGUAGUUUCUCAGAGGGUUUUGGAGAUUCAAAGCAACAAAUUGUUUUCCUUUUCUCUUCAAUUCAUUUUCCUAAGAGAAAAAAACAAACCGAAAUUUCGAGCAAAAUGAGAGAAAUUGUUUCUGUCAUGGAAAACUAGUUUUUUUUUUUUUUUUGUUAGUUCACUUCGGAUUCUCCGACAAUUCGCCGAUCUUACAUUCGCCGGAAUUUCGCUUCGUCUGGUUAAAAUCGCGACCUCUGAACAGCAGUUACUCAAUUAGCUUCCUCUGAAUUAAGAGGCUUAAGGAUAUGGUUGGAGUAAUUUUCAACUCUCAAAGAUUGCGUUGCAAGCUUUCAAAUUGAGUGCUCAUUUAUCUGAUCACGGGUCUUGGAUUGCUGGUUUUUUGUGUUUGAUCCAUCUAUUUUGGCAUGGUUCCUAAGAUAUGGUAUUGCAGAAAAGGUUAGAGUACGGAUUUAAUGGCUAUCAGGCUCCGGCCAUGCCGCGAGCUUCCCGAUCAACUAGGAGGAGGGCUAAAUUUCGAAGAGCAGAAGACAAUCAAAAGUGUGCAUUUGACUUAUUGGCCACCGUAGCUGGUAAACUAUUGCAAGAGAGAGAGAAUCCAACCAUGUCUAGUGAUACAUCAUUAGAAAAGGAUCAGUGUGGAUUUGUCAAAGAGUGCCAAGAUGCAAAUAAACCAUCCAAAUCUGAGAUUUCUGAUGAAGGAAGUUGUGACAACAGUGGUUUCUCUCGUCUUUCUUCACAAACAAACAAAAAAAAUUGCGGUUUGAAAGAAUUCACACAUCUUGCAAUUGAUGGUGAUGUAGGGAUUGCUUCUAUAGUGACAAGUUCUAGUUGCUUAGAGAGGUUCAUUGCAGAGAAAAUGGUGGAUAGCAAUAGCCAUUUCAAAGUGGAAAAUGUUACUAGCAAAGUUAAUUUAGAUUUUUCUGAUUAUCCAAAGGAUAGUGAUUUCAAGUUAGAUGGCGAUACCAGUAAAGGAAAGGAUGAGUUGCAUAAAUUUGAGAAGGUGCCAAUUGGUAGUGGGAUUGACAUGUGUAAUUUUGAGGACCCUUUGGAUGUAAAUCCUCCUGCAUUGAUCAGUUUAGGUGGCAAUGCCAAAUUGUCUGGGUAUAAUGAUAGGAUUCCCUGUAGCUUGUUGUCCAAAAGUCGUGACAAUGUACCAGUAGUUAGUAGAGAUGAUGAUGAAAACUCUUCUGGGUGUACUCACCCUAUAAAUACUGAAACCAAGUCCUUUAGGCCAAAGACUUGUAUAGGUAAAAGAAUGGCUUCUAACUUUCAGAAAGUUGCUGAAAAAACAAAGAAUUAUGCACUUUCUAACAAUGAUGGAGAUUGGAAGCGAACUUACCUCAGCAAGAGGAACUGCAAUAAACACCAAAGUUCUCAGAUGAAUAUUCCUUUCAAAAAGAGGAAGCUUUUUAAUUAUCGCUCUGUUGCAAACUCUAAUGGAUUGAUCAGGAGAGGUGGCAUUUAUUAUUCACCUGAGAAUUGUAUGAAUCAGGAUGGAUGUGAUUCACCACCUGGGAUGCACAAAGUCCAAAUCUUUCAUGCAGACCCUGGAAUGUCAUCUUUGGAAGCAUGCCAACAUCAGACGUUACGAAGCAUAGGUUCUCAUGUGAAUCUUAGGAUCAAGUCAUUUAGAGUGCCAGAGCUUUUUAUAGAGGUUCCAGAAACUGCAACAAUUGGGUCCUUGAAGAGGACAGUGAUGGAUGCAGUGACUGCUGUGCUUGGAGGUGAAUUGCACAUUGGUGUUUUUCUCCAGGGAAAACAAGUUAAGGAUGACAGUAAAACUCUACUUCAAACUGGAAUUUCUCAUCAUAACGAGUUGGAUGCUUUGGGUUUCACCCUGGAGCCUAAUUCUUCACAAAGCCUACCGAUUGUAUGUGCUUCACAUUCUCCUCGUCCUAAAGCUGACAUAACUGAGCCUGUAAUAAGGUAUCCCUCCAGUCCAGCUGUAAUUCAUCAGAGGAUUCAAGGCAACUCUGACAUGUUACCUGAGCAUCAAGUAACCAGUUUAGGUAGACAUUUUGAAAGUGACCAUGAUUCAGCACCUUCUCCUGUCAAUGUGUCUGUUGACAAAAAUAUGAAAGAUUCCAAAGAACUGGUUACUGUUCCUGAAAUGGAUGAGGAACUAGCUAUGGUACCUGUACACCAGAAGCCAAAGCGAUCUGAGAUCGUCCAGCGUCGAAUACGCAGGCCUUUUUCUGUAGAUGAAGUAGAAGCACUGGUUCAAGCAGUUGAAAAACUAGGAACUGGAAGGUGGCGUGAUGUUAAGCUUUGUGCUUUUGAUAAUGCAAAUCAUCGGACAUAUGUGGAUUUGAAGGAUAAAUGGAAAACACUGGUGCACACGGCAAGAAUAUCCCCUCAGCAAAGGAGGGGUGAACCUGUUCCCCAAGAACUUUUGGACAGGGUUCUAGUGGCCCACGCAUAUUGGUCCCAGCAACAGACUAAGUCACAGCACAAGCACCAUCCAGAAACUGAAACUGUCUUCUCCUUUUAAUAAUAAUAAGGGCCAGGGUCAGGGGUUGUCAGCAGCAAGUGGCCAUGUGGAUGAUGAGGGUGCCUUGGUUUCUGACUUUUGUUAUUAGUGUCUUUUCCUUUUUUGCUUUCAAUAAAACAUUUAUGAAGCCUCUCUGUUUAUCAACCAUGUAAAAAGUGAUGAUGACAUGCAAAAUGUAAAAAUUAUCUUUGCUCAUGAUGUGGAUGCUUCCCUGUGUGGAGAGGCUGCUGCUUCUUGUAAAUUGAUUGAUGUAAUAAAGUGCUCGCUAACACAAUUCUUUUGCUUGUAAAUAUUUGAAAUUGUUCUGUAUAAAAUUGUUAUGGUUUUUUAUUGCUU